Molecule: messenger RNA, 4796 nt
Organism: Haliotis rubra (blacklip abalone)
Lineage: Eukaryota; Metazoa; Mollusca; Gastropoda; Lepetellida; Haliotidae
Product: ATP-dependent translocase ABCB1-like
Biological process (GO): transmembrane transport
Cellular component (GO): membrane
Molecular function (GO): ATP binding; ATP hydrolysis activity; ABC-type transporter activity
Source: RefSeq, a predicted model, not a curated record
UCACAUUCGGAAAACAUCGUCAAAACAACAGCCCCCGUUAUACGCCUUAUAACGAGGAGAAUAUCACGCCGCUAUACCCUGCUAUCUGGAUGACAGGGUCCGACUGGUGCAAUAUCAACGCUUGUUUCAUAGACGUGACAGUGUCAAGUGAAUGCCAGUUGUGGUGAUACGGUUCAUACUUGUCAGCUGUGUUUCAAUUAGACAUGGGUACCGCUGAAGAGAGAACACCCCUGUUAAGUUCGGGGGCGACUGAGAAAAACUACAACGACGAUGUCAUCUUCAAGCCUGGCGAUACCUCCAAGGAAAAGGGAGAUGAAGAGAAAAAAACAAAAUCAGCGACAUUUGGAGAAAUGUUCCAGUUUGCGACAUGCCUGGACUAUUUCUUCAUGUUUGUUGGUACACUGGCAGCAAUGGUGCAUGGAUCUGGCUGGCCUCUUCUCUCCAUUGUGUUUGGUGAGAUGACCAAUGACUUCAUCGGGACUGGUAAUGGCUCCUUUCCCGAUAUGAAUGGGACAGCUGGCAACUACACCACCCCUAUAGACUUUGAGGCACAGAUGACGCAGUACGCUCUGUACUAUGUCUACAUUGGGCUGGGAGUCAUGGCCGCCUCAUAUAUGCAGGUGGCCUUCUGGACGAUGUCCUGUGAACGUCAGGUGUACAAGCUGAGAAAGGCAUUCUUUAAAGCUGUUCUGAGACAAGAGAUUGGCUGGUUUGAUGAACAUCAGAGUGGUGAAUUGACCACACGACUUGCAGAUGAUAUGGAGAAGUUAAGAGAAGGUAUUGGAGAUAAGUUCAGCUUGUGUGUCCAGUUUUUCUCAGCGUUCAUCUCAGGAUUUAUCAUCGGCUUUAUAAAGGGAUGGAAGCUGACGCUGGUGAUGAUGUCACUAACUCCGGUGCUUGCUAUAGCAGGUGCAUUCAUGUCCAAGGCUAUUGCAUCAUUUUCAAAACGGGAACAAGAGAAGUAUGCUGAGGCAGGGAGUGUGGCUGAGGAGGUGCUGUCCUGUGUCCGAACCGUCAUCUCAUUUAAUGGGCAAAAACAAGAAAUAAAAAGAUAUUCCAGUGCUCUUGUGGACAGUAAGAAACUCGGCAUACGGAAGGCAGCCAUCACUGGUGUUGGUAUGGGCAUCACGCUAUUUGUCAUGUUUUCAGCCUACGCUCUGGCAUUCUGGUUUGGCUCAACUGAGGUGGCAAAGUGGCAAGAAUCCAACAUGGUGGAAGGAUUGUCUCCUGGUAGUGUCUUCACUGUGUUUUUCUGUGUCAUGAUUGGAUCCUUUUCCAUUGGCAAUGCGACUCCUCAUGCCAGCGCCAUAGCAACUGCUAAGGGAGCAGCUUCCACUGUUGUGGAUAUCCUCAAGAAUAUACCAUCAAUUGAUGCCGCCUCAGAUGCUGGGAUACGACUCCAGACUGUCAAAGGACUCAUGGAGUUCCGAAAUGUGGAGUUUUCUUACCCUACCAGGAAAGAUGUAAAGGUGAUGAAAAACUUCAACCUGACCGUUCAGCCUGGGCAGACCGUGGCGCUAGUUGGCGCCAGCGGAUGUGGCAAGUCUACCACUGUCAACCUCAUUCAGAGGUUCUACGACCCAGAUGCAGGAAAUGUGUACCUGGAUAACACCAACUUGAAGGAACUGAACAUUCGAUGGCUCAGAGAAAAUAUUGGAAUCGUGUCGCAGGAACCAAUUCUGUUUGGCUGUACUAUCAGGGAGAAUAUUCUCCUUGGCAACCCUGGCGCAACUGAGGCAGCCAUCAUUACAUCUUCAAAGCAGGCUAAUGCUCAUGACUUCAUCAGUAAACUGCCCCAGGGUUAUGACACACUGGUUGGAGAGCGGGGAGCUCAACUGUCCGGAGGACAGAAACAGAGGGUGGCCAUUGCCCGUGCCUUGAUCCGAGACCCCAAGAUCCUUCUGUUGGAUGAGGCCACCUCAGCUCUGGAUUCUUCCAGUGAGGGUGUUGUGCAGGCAGCUCUUGACAAGGCUAGAGAAGGACGCACGACCAUCGUGGUUGCUCACCGACUGUCCACCAUCCAGAAUGCAGACAUCAUCUACGUGCUACAGGAUGGUGAGGUUGUGGAACAGGGCAAACACUCAGAACUGAUGUCCCACAACGGGCCAUACUACCAGCUUGUCACGCUACAAACCAUCGCAGAGGAAGUGGACAAUGAUGACCGGAAUGGAGAUUCCUUCAAACGUGUGGACUUCAAACGCCAGUCAUCGAGUGUCAAGUCGCCUACAGUAGAUCGCCAGACAUCCCGUCAGCUGUCACGGCAAACAUCAAAACCAAAAACGAAGGAAGAGGAGGCGGAGGAAGAGGAAGAGGAAGUCGACAAGCCUGGGUUUUGUCGAAUGAUGCAUGAGAACGCACCUGAACUGCCAUUCAUCAUCAUGGGGUGCAUCGCUGCCUCCCUCAAUGGCUGCACCAUGCCACUGUUUGCGGUGUUUUUCAGUGAAAUUAUCAGGGUGUUCGGAGAGACGGGAGACCAACUGAAGGAUGAUGCUGUAUUCUGGAGCCUCAUGUUCCUGGCACUAGGCGGUGCUAACUUCCUCACUAACUCCAUCCAGACCUAUUCCUUUGGCCAAUCAGGCGAGAGACUCACAAUGAGGCUGAGACUGAAGGUAUUCAAGAACAUACUCCGCCAGGAUGUGGCCUACUUCGAUGACCCCAAGCACUCGUCAGGUGCCCUGACCACCAGACUGGCUACAGACGCAUCCAUGGUCAAGAAUGCGACAGGCAUUCGUCUCGCUACAAUGAUUCAGUCUAUCGUGGGACUGGUCGCAGGUCUUGUCAUUGCUUUCAUCUUUGGGUGGAAACUAGCUCUAGUUGUACUUGGAGGUGUACCUGUCAUGGCAUUAGCAGGUGCUAUACAGAUGAGGGCUGUGACUGGAAACCAGAAACGUGACUCGAUCCUUGAGGAUGCUGGAAAGACUGCUGCGGAAGCUAUAGAGAAUGUCCGGACUGUUCAGUCACUUACAAGGGAGACACAUUUCUACGAGCGGUAUUGUACAGAGAUCCUCAAACCUUACAAAGAGAACUUGAAGCAAGCCCACGUGUAUGGCGUCACCUUUGGCUUCUCACAAGGCGUCGUGUUCCUGCUGUACGCCGGGGCAUUCCGGUUCGGGGCCUACCUCGUCUCCAUCAACGACAUGGCAGCAGAUUCUGUAUACAGGGUCUUCUUCGCCAUAGCCUUCACUGGAAUGGCCGUUGGUCAGGCGUCCUCUUUCCUGCCUGACUACACAAAGGCCAGACUCUCUGCCGGACUUAUCUUCAAACUACUGGACUUCGUCCCCUUCAUAGACAUCUACAGCAACAAGGGCAUCGUCCAGAGUGACGUGAGAGGCGACAUCACGUUGAAAGACGUCCAGUUCCACUACCCUAUGAGACCUGAUGUCCAAGUGUUGAAGGGGUUGAACAUUAACAUCAAGCCUGGAAACACUGCAGCGCUGGUCGGAGUCAGCGGAUGCGGGAAGAGCACAGUUGUGUCCCUUCUUCAGAGAUAUUAUGACACAACCAGUGGGGAAAUUUUGAUCGACGGCACAAAUAUACGCGAGUUCAAUCUCGCGACGUUGAGGUCAUUCAUCAGCGUCGUCAGCCAGGAACCGAUUCUGUUUGACUGCAGUAUUCGGGAAAACAUCGCAUAUGGCCUUGAGCGUGACGUCAGUAUGGCUGAAGUCAUCCAGGUUGCCAGGACAGCCAAUAUCCACGAGUUUAUUUCUAACUUACCCCAGGGGUACGAGACGGCUGUUGGGGAGAAAGGGACCCAGCUGUCUGGGGGUCAGAAGCAGCGAGUCGCCAUCGCCCGGGCACUUGUUCGCAACCCACGCAUCCUCCUCCUGGAUGAAGCAACCUCUGCGUUGGACACUGAGAGUGAACAGAUUGUGCAGUCGGCUUUGGACAACGCACGUGAGGGAAGGACUUGUCUCGUCAUUGCACACCGACUUUCCACAAUACAAAACGCUGAUGUCAUUUUCAUGAUUGAGAAUGGAUCCAUCAUUGAACAAGGAUCCCACCAAGAACUAUUAGCAAAGAAAGGUGCUUACUCGACAUUAGUGGAAGGCCAACAGUUCAACAAGUCUUGAAGAAAUGUACUUUCUAGAAAACUAUUUUUCUAAUAAUUUGAAGUAAUAGAGUAAUUAGAAAACAUUUACAUCGUUCAACUGAUCCAAUACAUCAAAUACAUUAUUUAUUAAAUAUUUCUUUAUGAUUUUGUUACUUAUUCCAUUAACCGACUACAAGAAUAAUUAAAUUGCAGGAGAAAAUUCAGUUAUAUAUAUGUUUGUCAUUUACACUGAGAAUUGUGAUAAAACCUGUUUCAUGUAUCUUGAUGUUUUAUUUCCGAUCAACUCAUGAUUGAUUUGUUCUUUGUGAUAUGAAGUGGUGACUAUAUUUUUAUCUGAUACAUGUACUUUGUGUUGUGCUUCUAUUUUUUGACACACCUUUGUUGUGACAACAUGACAUUGUUUCAGGUAUUCUUGCAACAUUCAUUUAGAUUCACAAAGAUUACAUGAUAUAGUAUUUUAGAUGUCCCCGUCUUCUUAAAUCUAAAUUUGCAUGAAUGCAAAAACAUGACUAUUCAGUGAGUAUGGUUUUACGCAUGUUUUAGCAAUAUUACUGCGGGGUACACCAGAAAUGGGCUUCACACAUCUUACUCAUGUGUGGUAUCGAAAACGGGUCUACAGUGUGAUGAGCGGACGCUUUAAUCACUGGGCUAUCCCACAGCCCCUGAGAGAGAGACUGCCUGACUGAGUUGAUUUUACGCCGCUUUUAGCAAUAUUCCAGCAACAUCACAGCGGGGGACACCAGUA